AGACAGACAUGUUGGGCCGGAAAGAAAGAGCUGGGUCUUGGAACAAUCUCUACAUUCAAAGAUUUUCACGGCGGCGGAGGCCCUCUCUUCCCAUCAUCCAUCCCUGGACCAUCCGUUCGAUCUUAUCUCGCCGUCGCGUAAGCUAGAGCGAUCGGACACGACGACCAUGGCGAUGAAAAAGAUCGCAGCCCGCAUCUGACCCACAACCGCGGAAGCCCCGUUAUCAUCUUCAUCCCUCGCCACCCACCAUAUUUCCCGGCGGCCGCUCCUCGCUCCGGUCACGUCUCGAGCUGCGGAACAAGGAAGACGAACGGAAUGUCCACCCUGCGGAUGUCUCUCCUCCUCCCGACCCCUCCGCAGACCCUCUCCUUCUCGAGAACCCUGGCUUCUCCCAAUGCCCAGGUCGUCCUCCUCCGCACCGAGCUCUCCCACCUCUCCCUCCGCCGCGCCCCCGUGACGGCGCCGCCCAUCCGGAUGGGCGGGGGGCCGAGGACCUUCCCGGGCGGCGUCUCCAAGUGGCAGUGGAAGCGCAUGCAGAAGAACAAGGCCAAGCAGCUCCUCAAGGCCCGCCUCUGCCGGGAGCGCCAGAUUUACGAGAUGCGCAAGCGGGCCGAGCUCAAGGCCGCCGUCUCGGAGCUCGAGAGGCCGUGGGAGGCCGUCGAGAAGGCCCCCCGGCUGUUCUCCGUGGGCGCCGACGACCAGCUGAAGGCGCUCGCCGACCGGUUCCAGCGGCCCGGAGGGUUUGACAUGUGGACCGAUAGGGACGGGCCGCAGGUGUUCGGCGGGGCGGAGGCGGAGCUUCCUUCCGCCAGGUUUUUCCCCAAAGGGGUUGUGCACAGCGUGAAGCCUUAUGGGAGAAUCGGUGAUGGCAAAGAGGACGAAUCGGAUGGUGGUCCGGGGAAUAGCAGUGGCAAGGCAAUGGCUCAAUGGAAUGGCGGUUACCGGGGGAGGAAAUCUCGCCGGACACGCCGGAGGGGAAUGAUUGGGAAAGAUGGGCAUUCGGGUUCCGAGUCGGCGGAUUCGGAUGGGGAGAAUAUGAGUUCUCAAGGCUCUGUGGAAUGGAGUGGCGUGGCGGCAGUGAAGAACGAGAGGGAAGUCGGUGUCGGCUUGAGGAAGGGAGGUGAUAGGAGGAGGGACCAUGGUGGAUCAAAUGGGAAGGAUUAUAGGAGAGUUGGGACUGAUCAGAAGAAGAGAGGUGAGAGUUACUCCAGUCGAGGUCGUGGCAGUAGGAUCGGCGAAAUAAUUGAUGGUAUGAAGAAGCCAAGGGAUUCGGUUUCGGAAGUUUAUGAUAUGAGUUUGCGGCAAGAUGGAAGUUACGGGCUGUGAGCUCUCUGUAGGUCAUAUCAUUUGAAUUUUGGGGCCUAGGAGAUUGAAAUUGGUGAGGCAUAAAACUUCUGUCUGGUAAUAAGACUUUGCAUGAUUGGCAACGGAGCUGACGGAUGGUUGUGCAACCCUGUGAUGGAAGAAGCGUAUCUGGAGGACGGUCAGGUAGAAAUCACUCAUCGCUUCAAGAUGUAUAAAUAUAUUAGGCUUAUAGUUGUUAGUUAUCUCUUUCUGUACAUUGGCCUUCUCAUUUGUAUAUUGGAUGCAAUAGUGGAAUUGUCAUGGGUUCAGAAGCCAAGAGACCAGGAAAUGUUAUGUACAUCUGCACCCACAUUACAUGUCUGAACUAGCUUCAUGAUGCAUCGAUUAUGGUUUAUCAUGGACUAUGCAGACUGAAGAUGACUUGUUUAAACAGGCUGCUGUGAUUUUCACUUUCAA
Eucalyptus grandis is the source of this 1761-nucleotide messenger RNA. RefSeq lists its product as uncharacterized. NCBI's taxonomy places the organism in Eukaryota, Viridiplantae, Streptophyta, Magnoliopsida, Myrtales, Myrtaceae. The coding region runs from base 316 to 1326 and encodes 336 amino acids. The record is from RefSeq and is a predicted model, not a curated record. The transcript has a single exon.